Molecule: messenger RNA, 3090 nt
Organism: Lacerta agilis (Sand lizard)
Lineage: Eukaryota; Metazoa; Chordata; Lepidosauria; Squamata; Lacertidae
Gene: ACHE
Product: acetylcholinesterase (Cartwright blood group)
Exons: 4
Coding region: 139-1926 (595 amino acids)
Biological process (GO): acetylcholine catabolic process; choline metabolic process
Cellular component (GO): plasma membrane
Molecular function (GO): acetylcholinesterase activity
Source: RefSeq, a predicted model, not a curated record
CGCCUCUGCUGCUGCUGCUGCUGCUCUCGCCCCGCCGCCGCCAGCCCGGAGUCGGCAGAGGCAGCGGAGCCAGAAACAGCGGCGCCCUCGUUCUCCUCCUCCUCCUCGGCCCAGGUGCCUCCCAGGCAGGCUGGCACAAUGCCCACCUCGCGGCUGCAGCCCCUCCUCCCCCUCCUCCUGGCCUUCCUCGUGGGCUUGGCCCAGGCGGAUGAGCUGCUGGUGGCCACCCAGACCGGGCGGGUGCGUGGCAUCCGUGUGAGGGUGCUGGAUGGCCAGGUCUCGGCCUUCCUGGGCAUCCCCUUUGCAGAGCCCCCCGUGGGCCCACGCCGCUUCCUGCGCCCGGAGCCGGUCAAGCCCUGGAGCCAUGAGCUGGACGCCUCGUCCUACCGGCAUGCCUGCUACCAGUUAGUGGACAACACUUACCCUGGCUUCCAUGGGACGGAGAUGUGGAACCCCAACCACAACAUGAGCGAGGACUGCCUCUACCUUAACGUCUGGGUGCCCUCUCCCCGCCCCAAAAACGCCACCGUCCUGGUUUGGAUCUACGGAGGCGGCUUCUACAGCGGCUCGUCCUCGCUGGACGUCUACGACGGGCGUUUCCUCACCUACACUCAGAAGGUGGUCCUGGUCUCCAUCACUUACCGGGUGGGCGCCUUUGGCUUCCUGGCCCUGCUGGGCAGCCAGGAGGCCCCAGGCAACAUGGGCUUGCUGGACCAGCGCCUGGCGCUGCAGUGGGUACAGAGCAACAUCCAGUUCUUCGGGGGCAACCCCAAGGCUGUCACCAUAUUUGGCGAGAGCGCUGGCGGUGCCUCGGUCAGCAUGCACCUCCUCUCGGCCCAGAGCCGGCCCCUUUUCCAACGGGCCAUCCUGCAAAGCGGGACGGCCAACGCUCCGUGGGCCACCAUCACACCGGCAGAGAGCCGCCGCCGUGCCACGCUGCUGGGCAAGCGGGUAGGCUGCCACUUCACCAACGACUCUGAGCUGGUGAGCUGCCUGCGCACGAAGCACCCGCAAGAGCUGGUCGACGAGGAGUGGUCGGUGCUGCCCUACAAGAGCAUCUUCCGCUUCUCCUUCGUGCCCGUCAUUGACGGGGACUUCUUCCCGGACACACCUGAGGCGAUGCUCAGCACGGGCAACUUCAAGGAGACGCAGGUGCUGCUGGGCGUGGUGAAGGACGAGGGCACCUACUUCCUCAUCUACGGGGCGCCCGGCUUCAGCAAGGACAAUGAGAGCCUCAUCAGCCGAGAGGACUUCCUGGACGGCGUGCGCAUCGGAGUGCCGCACGCCAACGACAUUGCCGCCGAGGCCGUGGUGCUGCAGUACACCGACUGGGAGGACGAGGACAACCGCGAGAAGAACCGGGAGGCCAUGGACGACAUCGUGGGCGACCACAACGUCAUCUGCCCCGCCAUGCACUUUGCCCGGCGCUACGCUGAGCACGGCAACAAGGUCUACGCCUACUUCUUUGACCACCGCGCCUCCAACCUCAUGUGGCCGCUCUGGAUGGGCGUCCCGCACGGCUACGAGAUCGAGUUCAUCUUUGGGCUGCCGCUCAACGACAGCCUCAACUACACCCCCGAAGAGAAGGAGCUCAGCCGCAGGAUGAUGCGCUACUGGGUCAACUUUGCCCGCACAGGGAACCCCACGGACCCCUCGGACAAGGAGGAGUCCUGGCCCGUCUACAACUUGUCUGAUCAGCAGUACGUCAAGCUCAACACGCAGCCGCUCAGCACCGACCGCAGCCUCCGGGCCCAGAUCUGCGCCUUCUGGAACCACUUCCUCCCCAAGCUCCUCAACGUGACCGAUAACAUCGAGGAGGCCGAGCGCCAGUGGAAGCUGGAGUUCCACCUCUGGAGCGCCUACAUGAUGCACUGGAAGAGCCAGUUCGACCACUACAGCAAGCAGGACCGGUGCUCAGAGCUGUGAUGCGCAGAGGGGGAAUCGCCCCUCAGCCCCAACUCCAUUCAGUCAAACACGCCAAGCAGCUCAAGGAAACCCCCUCCCAUCAGCCCCCAGCCCCUCUGGUGACACUCACCACAACCCAGACGCCUUUCAGUGCAGCUGGAUCCCAGCCCAUCUGAGCAUCCCUAAUGGAACCCCUCCCCGUGCAACUUCCCUCCCCCCCUCCGUCUGACCACCCGUCCAGCCAAAAGCCAAGAGCUGUGCCCAUCAACGCAAGCCAACCAACACAAGCAGCCCCUCCAGCCUCUGGGCGCCCCCAUCAAUCUAGCUGGCCCAGCCUGCCAACACCCCCCACAUUCACCACCCCCAGAAACAGAAACCGGGCAGCAAGUUGAUCUACUGCUUCAGUACUGGGGUGGGGGAGACAGCACCCCUCCAUGGUCCCUGUGGUCACCAGUUUCCAGACCCCCCUACCAACUGGCACCCCAUCGUAGCACCCCAAACUCGUUGAACCCACCACCCCCUAUGGGUCCUCCCCUUUGCUGUUUGGGAACACACACACCCCAACUCCUGACUCUUUGCUGUGAUUUGUAUAUAAUGUUUAUUUAAAGGGGGUGUGUGAUUGAUAAAUAAAUAAAUAAAUACACACACAUAUAUAUAAAUAUAAAUAUAAAUAUAUAUCUAUAUUUGGACUGUAUAGCGACCGGAGCUACAGGCAACACUCCCUGCCCUCCACAUGCAUUUCCCCCCCCCCACAAUCAUGCACUCUGAUUUCCCCACACAUGUCACAAGGCACCUCAAGGGAAUCCAGCCCCCAAGCGUCCUCAGAGCCCACCCCCAAAUACUUAUUAUCGUAGAGCCUUGGCCAGCUCCAGGGCCUAGCCCCCCCUCAAAGCAACUGCUGUCCCAAUUCCACCCCCCCCCCGACACCCCAAAAGCCCAACUGACCUGCUGUCCCUGUUAUCAGCCCCAACCUCCGGACAAACCCCAUGACUCAAGGGCCCCUUCAGAAACAGAGAGAGAGAAAGACCCACUCGCAGACCCCUGGAGAGCUGGGGGCCCCCCAAGUCAGUUUGCCCCCCUUCCCUGCCCCCAGCCUCCCACCUCUUCUGCCUGCAUGGCCAGCACCUGUGGAACUCCGACCUGUGUGUGAACUCCUGCAAAACCCAAUAAAAAGAGUUAACCUGG